Messenger RNA from Helobdella robusta, 381 nucleotides. RefSeq lists its product as hypothetical. NCBI's taxonomy places the organism in Eukaryota, Metazoa, Annelida, Clitellata, Rhynchobdellida, Glossiphoniidae. The record is from RefSeq and is a predicted model, not a curated record. The coding region runs from base 1 to 381 and encodes 126 amino acids. The transcript is spliced from 4 exons.
AUGGGACAGUGUUGCAGCAACUGUUGCAACGAGAACCGCAAGUGUUGCAAAAGAGAGAAUAGCAACUGUUGCAAAAAAGACAGCAGCAGCAACAACAGCUGUUGCAGAAACAGAAAAAGAUGUUGCAACAACAACAAAAGAUGUUGCGAGAGCAACAGCAACAGCAGAGCAUCACUUCAGCCAAAUUACGGAAGGAGACAGUCAAUGGAGGAGCCAGUGCCAUUUGAUGCCAGUGAGGCUAUCACCACCUCCUUGCGGUACCACUCGGACAUCCCGAUCUUCACCAACAAAUCCGUCCUCGUUGACUAUCAAAAGCGAACUGAUGGUGAUACCGCUAAUGUGGCCAGUGUAGGCGCUGGUGGGGCUGUUUAUAAAAAAUAA